UGGAGCAGAGGACGUACAGACGGAUGGCCGGGUAACCCAGAUCGGUUUGCUUCAACCGAUUCCUCCAGCAACGCUCGCCAGUACUGUGCCGGCCUUCGUACGUGCCUCAAAACCGCUCCCACGGUUUUCCGUUUAAUUGUUAAAUAAAAAAUCAUAAUCCCACCAUUACCAAAAACAAAGUCUCCGGAGAUUCUUCUCUACAUUUACUUAUUACUUACUCUUACGGAGGAUCUCUUCUGUUGGAUUUAUGAGAGGAAUACUAUCAGUACGAUCGUGACGCAGAGCGAUCGUCAGUAUGAUCCCGACGAGUGAUUGAAAAUAGUUGAAUCCACGAAUGAGUUAAUAAUUGGAAAAUUCCAACGAAAGCGAAGAAAAUUAGUAACAAUGAUAAUGGGACAGCUGAGUGUGCACGCUAGCUAUUGUCUAGUGCUCAUGACAAUUGUGUGGUCCUUGUCCGGAGUCGAGGGUAUCAGGAAAGAGCGUACGUUGUUGAAUGAAACUGAGAGCAAUGAAGUGCCCCUAAACAACGAAGUGAUUAACGACGAGAGGGAUUCGACACCUCACCCUCACAGCAUCCAAGACAAGCCUUCUAAACUCGAUUUGGAUGUCUCAGAGAUGAUCUACAUGGACUCCAAAAAGAUAUCCGAAAUGGAAACGCAGGUGGACAGUUCUGUCAAACGAAGGAGCAAGUGCCAAAACUCGAUAUCGAUAGAUUGCCUCGAAAGAAAGUUGUCAUCUCUGAUUGACGAUAUGUCAGCGAGAACUACAGUGAAUGUCACUGAGGCCAUUCAGGUGGUGAGAACUGAUGUGACGACACCUGUUUACGAGAACGAGGGCCUGUUGGAGAAGGUUCACAGGUACGCCAAGAGCCAUGUGAUGAGGAUCAACCUUGAUAAGGACUUAAUGCCCACGGCAGAGAGCAGAAUGUUCUUCGGAGCUACAGCUAAUGGACAGAAUCCCUUUUUAACUGGCUUCGGACUUGGUUUUUUAGCAUUCGGCCUGAAGAAACUCAUGAUACCGUUGUUCAUCGGUGUACAAAUAAUUAAAACAAUGUUGGUCGCCCUCUUCCUUCCAAGUAUCAUCGGGAGUAUCGGUAAAAUUGUUGGAAAAGGUCUUACUUCAUUUGCCCAAGGCUCAGGUGGUGCAGCACAGCCUGAAGAGAAUUUCGAGUUCAAGGAUAAUUCCGAUCUUUACCGGGAUGAUUAUAUGAUGAAGCAACCGUUGGGGACACUACCGGCUUCUGCUAUGUACGAUGAGGGAAUGCUUAUGCAACCAUCACCUAAACCUGAUUCCAGGUUGUCAUAUGUCGACUCUAGAUAUGCCGGAGCGAAUGGAUUUAAUGAUCGAUAUUAUACCAGGCAUGUUGCCACUAAUGGAUUAUCCAAGACUCAGGACUUUAAGGUCUUCCAUGAGAUACCAACGAGUUCGUUACUGUUGACGAACUAUGACCCAUUCUACUCGCCACUGCUGUCUCGUUUAGACGCUGUAUUUUCACGUUUGGGUUAUACGACCGAAUCCUGCCGUGAGUAUGCAGUUUGUGCGAUGUACAGGAGUCCAGCAAGGUACGCGCCGUAUUCAAAUUUAGUGUCUGCGCAAUUGUCGAGGGAAUUGAACGAGCUGAGAAGACCAAGCACUGACAACCCAGAUGUCCUGCGCUUCUUCAAAUACAUGAAGGCUGCCAAGGACGGACAGGACGGUAUAAAGUGUGAGAAAGCUUACUCCGGUUGUGAUAUAGCGAGAGAUGAUCCCAGUCUCAGGCAGAAUCAGGCGAUGCUAGCUACUUAUCAGGAUAUCGACAAACUCGUGCACGCGAGGAAAUUGUAAAUUUUUUUUUACUGUCAAGUAUCAGACUGUUGAUGUUCAAUUAAUAGUGAAAUGUGGAUUGAUGAAUGGACUUUGAGGAAAUGCUGAUAGAUCACACUGAAGAGGAUUGAACAGCUGUUGGUCCCUUCACGCGUUUUUUUCUGGUCGUCCCAGGUGACUUUUCUAUUCCCAGAAUCGAAAGUCGGUGAUUACUGGCGACCCUUGGGCAACCGUUAACGAGAAGAAUUAUUGGGGAAUUAUUGGUGAUGAUUGCGUGGUGACUGUAGGACGACAAGAAGAUGAAAGUUUAUUUGUUCACCAGUCGCUGUCAUCCUCGAGUACCAGACAUACAUUUUCUAAUUGAUGCUCAUUGUUCUUGGAUCGUUUUUGGACUGCGAGGUCCUCUCACGAAUUUGAUUGAAUGAUUCCCCACACACUACACAUAAACUUGGAACAAACUUAAUAGUGAUAAGGAUAGAUAAUUUAUUUAAUUUCUUGAAUUAUUUAAUUGGAUUAAAACGAGUGGA
Molecule: messenger RNA, 2330 nt
Organism: Fopius arisanus
Lineage: Eukaryota; Metazoa; Arthropoda; Insecta; Hymenoptera; Braconidae
Gene: Osi24
Product: Protein Osi24
Exons: 5
Coding region: 385-1824 (479 amino acids)
Cellular component (GO): membrane
Source: RefSeq, a predicted model, not a curated record